CAAACCACACCAACGUCUCGGUCUCCGCGCACGCGUAUUAUAUUGGCUGACUGCGCGUUGUACGAUGCGCGUUCGAAAUUCAAAUUUUCAAAUUUAACUUUUUAAAUGGAAUUGCGACUUGAAAGUCCAAAAAUGAAGUUCAUAGUGCUGUGCCUGUGUGCGUGUGCGUUUGCAGUGGCGGGACAAGACAUUGAGAGCAUGCAAAAUAUGCCCAAAUACGACUCGCGAUAUGACUAUUUAGAUGUUGAUGCCAUAUUCAAUAGCAAAAGACUCGUUAUAAAUUAUAUCGAUUGUUUACUGAAUGGACGCAAGUGUACGCCAGAGGGAAAAGUACUUAAAAGACUGCUGCCCGAAGCGCUCCGGACCAAGUGCGUCCGCUGCACGGAGCGGCAGAAGCGGACGGCAGUUAAGAUCAUCAAGCGGCUGAAGGUGGAGUACCCCGCGGAGUGGGCCAAGCUGCAGGCUAAGUGGGACCCCACGGGCGACUUCACCAGAUACUUCGAGGUGUUCCUCGCCAAUGAACAAUUUAAUGCUAUACCUAAUGGUGGUAACGAUCUCCCUGCGCCAACCCUGGCUCCCCGCACCACGACACCGACAACCACAACCGCGGCAACAGCAGCAACUGCGACGACACCUACACCUACCCCACCACGACCGGUUAUACUCAACAGGUUCGGUGAUGAUGGCGACCUGAUUAUGGGGAGCCCGUCGUCGGCGGUGCCGACCCCACGGCCCGUCACCACCCCACGGCCAGUCACCACCACGCGGCCUACCACCACCAUGAGACCAGCUACUGCACCCACCAGGUUCACGCCAGUCUCCUGGGACACUCCCGCCGCUUCCAACAUGAAACCAAUGAUGUCCAGCCCCAACGACGGCAUGAUCACCACGCCUUCCACCAUACUGGACCAAAUCGUCUUAAAAAUAGCCAGGACCACCGACCUUAUAACAGACAUACUGAAGAACACAGUGCGAGCUGUAAUUGGCCGGUAGUUUAAAAAAGUCGUUACCAUAGAGCAAAAUACUGAUAGGUUAUUUCAUAGAUUAGACGUUUGAAAUGCAAAUAAUUUGAAUUCCAAACUUUGAAUUUCGAAUGUUUACGACAAAAGAGUCAUGUCAUCCUUCUUUCGUGCAGUAUCUUUUCAUAACCUCGAUGUUAUUAGAAUGAUGAACGAAUUUCAUUUUUACUCUCUCACUCUUUUUCUCAGAGCUGUCGAGACUUUGUACUCACUCAUACAAUCCAGUCAGUAGCGGCGUUAGGGGGGGCGACGCUAGGUGACCGCCCAGGGCGCCGGAUAAAAAGGGGCGGCGAUGGCAGACAAGAAGGGGCGACGCAGGCUCUCCUGUUUUAGCCCUCCCAGCACCCUGGGCGCCGAAGACAUCUCACCCAGGGCACUGGUAGUGAUAAAACCGGCACUGCAAUCCACUAUUUUUAUACUUGCCUAGUUACUUAAUCUAUGCCGCAAAAUGGCAACGAUACUUUCAACAUAAAAAAUUAUGCUAUAGUCAUGCAUUUGCGGAGUCUUUAUUUUCUUAUCUAACUCUUGUUUAUUAUUCUGGUCAAAAUUUAAAAUGAAAAUUAUUUAAACAAGGUUAUUUUGGUGACGAUGGGAUACUUAUAUGCAGAAAUACUUGUUCAAGGAGUAGGCAAUGACGUCAUAUUUGUAAUAUUGUACUGUCAGGGAAAAUGCAGUUUUAGAGUUUGACGCUGGUCAACCUGCUAAGCAUUUAUUUGCUUAUCAAAUACUUUUAUUUUUGUUUGGACUUUAGAUAAAUUAUCAUCCUUAACUAAGUAGGUAAUAGAAAUAUCCCUUCGUCCUAGCCUAAAUGCCUUUAAAUUUAGUUUAUAAGAAACAUGAGAUUGUUUUUAGUAAUUUAUGAUUAAUUAAGUUUUGUACAAACAUAUUUCUUAGAUAUAAGGCUCUUUAUACCUUUUUAUUAAUUAGUCAAUAAAAUAUUUUACAAAUA
Molecule: messenger RNA, 1968 nt
Organism: Aricia agestis (brown argus)
Lineage: Eukaryota; Metazoa; Arthropoda; Insecta; Lepidoptera; Lycaenidae
Gene: CSP9
Exons: 5
Coding region: 106-993 (295 amino acids)
Source: RefSeq, a predicted model, not a curated record